CUGGCGCCGCGGCCGAGUCCCGCGCCCGGUGGGGCUACCGCAAGCUCCGCCCCUAGAGCCUUGCUGGCUACUGAGGACCGACACCGCCCUGCCGCGCAUGCGUCAGUUAGGGCCACAUCAGCGCAAAUCUAUGGGGGCUUAGUAACUGCCGAAGAAAAUUUAUCGCUUGACCUAGGCUAUAUUUUCCCUUUGGGAGGGACUGAGUCACAUGAAAGACAGUGUGAUCCAACGAAAUGGAACGAAGGGUCUGUGCUUUCUAUCCAGCGGCUGGUCAGGUCUCCUUCAGCAGAAUUUCCACAGGCAUAUCGUGGGACAACCCAGGCGUCCGGAGCCAGCGAGGACCCUGCCAGCGGGCCUGGGGGCGGGGCCAGAGUCAGUCUCCCCGGGUGCCGGUCCUUCUCUUGCUGGGAGGUGUUUCUGCGGUCUUGUCCAGUGCCUCGCGUUUCUCCGUCCUCCAGCAUGCCCGGUCCGACUCCCAGUGGCACUAACGUGGGCUCUUCGGGGCGUUCUCCCAGCAAAGCGGUUGCCGCUCGGGCGGCGGGAUCCACGGUCCGGCAGCGGAAAAAUGCCAGCUGUGGAACAAGGAGCGCAGGCCGCACGACCUCAGCAGGCACUGGGGGGAUGUGGCGAUUUUACACAGAAGACUCACCUGGGCUGAAAGUUGGCCCUGUUCCAGUAUUGGUUAUGAGUCUUCUGUUCAUCGCUUCUGUAUUUAUGUUGCACAUUUGGGGCAAGUACACUCGUUCGUAGAUUCGGCUACAUCCAUCUGUCAUCCGAAGAAGAAGGAAAAAACUGAACAUGUCUUGGACCAAAAGUAUAGUGAAUUUUCUCUUCAUGAGAAAGAAAUUUUCUGUAAGCUUAUUUUAUAGGGAACUUAAACAAGAAUUGAUUUUGAAGAAUCUGUUUUUUUCUAUAACUAAUAAACUUUCUAAUUCAUUUAUA
This is a messenger RNA of Chinchilla lanigera (long-tailed chinchilla), 942 nucleotides long. RefSeq names its product Sec61 translocon beta subunit (gene Sec61b). Gene Ontology annotation, cellular component: Sec61 translocon complex. Gene Ontology annotation, biological process: intracellular protein transport. The transcript is spliced from 4 exons. The record is from RefSeq and is a predicted model, not a curated record. The annotation marks the transcript as partial. NCBI's taxonomy places the organism in Eukaryota, Metazoa, Chordata, Mammalia, Rodentia, Chinchillidae.